This is a messenger RNA of Penicillium taxi, 2781 nucleotides long. RefSeq lists its product as uncharacterized. The record is from RefSeq and is a predicted model, not a curated record. The transcript is spliced from 4 exons. Gene Ontology annotation, molecular function: zinc ion binding; ATP-dependent chromatin remodeler activity; ATP binding. NCBI's taxonomy places the organism in Eukaryota, Fungi, Ascomycota, Eurotiomycetes, Eurotiales, Aspergillaceae. Bases 1 to 2781 code for a protein of 926 amino acids.
AUGCCCAAACGCAAGGCCGAUGUCGACGUGCCGGGAGAUGAGAGUCCUCGCACAUCUAAACAGAGACAGACAGUAUCCUUUUCAGAAUCCAAACCCGAUACUACUGAAACUUUUAGCAGCGGCCAGCGACUUGGUGAAAACACUGGAUUUUUCCAAUUAUCCCAGGUUGCCGGAGCCGAUGAUGAGGAUGAGCGGGCUGCGGAGCUUGUUGAGAGUACCCAGGCUGUCAAUGAAUCAUCAUCAGCAACCAGUAUCCUCUAUGGUACUCUACCCUCAAAAAUCGUGGGGGUUCAGUACUACAGGGGGCUUGCAGUCAAAGGAGAGCGUGUACUUCCAAAGAGAGAGCCCGAGAAUCAGUAUGAUCGAAAUGCAAUCAAGGUCUUCAACGUGAUGGGUGUAGGAAUUGGCCACAUCCCACGGCAGGUAGCUGCGAAGCUUGCAAAAUACUUGGAUAAUGGGGAUCUUCUUGUGGAGGCUGUGUUGACAGACAGGAUCAAGGUGUAUGAUUGCCCAGUCAUGUUGAAAUUAUAUGGUUCUUGUGAUCUCAUAAAGCGGCAAGCCAUCAAAAAGCAAAUGCAAGCGGAUAGGCUUCCUGUCCGUGACCUCACUGAAUACGAACUCUCGGAGGCUAGAGCGGCAAAAGAGCAAGAACAGGCUCUUAAAAAGGCCGCGAAACAGGCUCGUGCAAUGGCUCUGGGCAAGGCUAAGGAACAAUGGCAACAAAACGAUGAUUCUCAGUUCUCCAACCUGUCAAUCCCAGGGAUUGGUGAUAACAAUGAAAGCAUGGAGGAGCUUCUACAGCAGAGCAGCCAUUUCAACCCCAGAGAGAUUGGUCAGGUAGUGGAGACCUUUGGGCAGACAGAAUCGGAUCUGCAGAAAAUGCCAAUGGCUGAUACUCCCGUGGGUCUCUCUACCGAAUUACUGCCAUAUCAGAAACAGGGUCUAGCAUGGAUGAUUCGCCAGGAAUCACCUAAGCUUCCCGAAAAAGGCUCCGAUGCUGUCAUUCAACUAUGGAAGCGCGAUGGAUCAACCAACUUCACCAAUGUGGCGACCAACUUCACUAUCAACACUGCGCCACCACUUGCUAGUGGCGGCAUCCUUGCUGAUGAUAUGGGGCUGGGCAAGACAAUUCAAAUAAUAUCGUUAAUUUUAGCCAACCCGACUCCCUCAAGCACAAAAUCAGAUUCAAGUAAAACUACUCUCAUCAUUGCACCGGUCGGUGUGAUGAGCAACUGGAGAAAUCAGAUACAGGAUCAUACUAGAAAAGAAACUGCUCCGCAUAUUUUGAUUUAUCACGGCUCUGCCAAAAAGGAGUCGAAGAAUCUAGCAAAUUACGAUGUGGUGAUUACCAGCUACGGGGCUCUUGCCAAGGCAUACAAGGAAUACAAACCGGAGAAAAAGCCGACUGGCGAUCUCUUCUCCAUUCACUGGCGCCGGGUGGUGCUUGAUGAAGGUCACGUCAUUCGUAACCCUCGCGCUCAAGCCUCUCUUGCUGCCAGUAGCCUACAGGCCGAAUCUCGCUGGACAUUGACUGGAACCCCCAUUAUCAAUACCCUCCUAGACCUUUACUCCCAGGUCCGAUUCUUGAAGUUAAGCGGCGGAUUGGAGGACAAGGGUGUAUUCAACAGCGUCUUGAUUCGGCCUUUGAUGGCUGGCGAUCCUGAAGCUCGCUUGCUUCUUGAGGCCCUGAUGGGGACCAUAUGCCUUCGGCGCAGAAAGGAUAUGAACUUCAUCAACUUGCGUCUACCACCAAUGACUUCCCGGGUCCUUCACAUCAAGUUCCAUCCACAUGAACUGGAAAAAUACAGUGCAUUUCAGCUUGAGGCAAAAGGUGCUCUUCUGGAUUACAAGGACAAGCAGGGCGCGGGCUAUUCACAUCUGUUGGAGGUUCUUCUGCGUAUGCGCCAAGUUUGCAAUCACUGGGCUCUUUGUAGAAAUCGAGUUACUAAAAUCCUGGAAAUGCUGGAUAAGCAAAAGGUAGUUCCGCUCACACCAGAGAACAUGAAGGGGCUUCAGGAAAUGCUGCAAAUUCAGAUCGAGAGCCAGGAAAUGUGUGCCAUUUGCCUCGACACUCUUGACCAGCCUGUCAUAACUGCAUGUGCUCAUGCGUACUGUCGGGGCUGUAUUGAGCAAGUGAUUGAGCGGCAAGCUAAGUGUCCGCUCUGCCGCGCAGAUCUAAAAGACACAUCCUCUUUAGUUUCUCCCGCUGUUGAGGGCGGCGAAGACGACUCGGUUGCCGUUGAUCCCGAUCACCCUAGCAGCAAGAUUGAGGCACUCGUAAAGAUCCUCACUGCACAAGGUCAAGAACCUGGCACUAAGACCGUGGUAUUCAGUCAAUGGACUUCAUUCCUGGAUCUUGUGCGGCCCCAUCUUGAAAUACACGGAAUAAAGUUUGUUUGCAUCGAUGGGCGCAUGCCAUCUGGUGCGCGUGAUAACUCUAUCAACGCAUUUAGCAACGACCCUGAGUGUACAGUCCUUCUUGCUAGUCUCAGUGUCUGCAGUGUUGGUCUCAACUUGGUAGCCGCCAAUCAAGCUAUUCUCUGUGACAGCUGGUGGGCCCCUGCCAUUGAAGAUCAGGCUGUUGACCGAGUUUACCGACUUGGCCAGAAGCGAUCAACUACUGUGUGGCGACUGAUUGUGGAGGGCAGCAUCGAGCAGCGAGUGCUUGAAAUCCAAGAGCGAAAGCGACAACUUAUGUUGUCUGCUUUCCGCGAGACAGGCAAGAAAAGAUAUGAAGAUCGGGCAACUCGUAUCGCCGAUCUGGCGACUCUUCUGGGUUGA